Molecule: messenger RNA, 1197 nt
Organism: Symbiodinium natans
Lineage: Eukaryota; Dinophyceae; Suessiales; Symbiodiniaceae
Source: the annotation of a GenBank genome assembly
AUGGCAUCGCACUGGUGCUCCUUAUGGAUAUUUGAAAGUGGCGAGGUUUAUUCGAUGGAGCUGACGGCAAUCAACGAGGUUACAGGAUUCCGCUGGCUCCGCAGCCGCUGCAAAAUGCGCCUCUUAUCUUCUGGCGCAGGCUCGCAGAGGCUCUCCGAGUCCCUGCCAACCUCGUCAAGUUCCGAAGAGGAAGACAUUGUGGACAGUCCUGUAGCAGUGUCGAAAGCACACUCACCCUUGAAAGUGUACCUGGAAGUAAAUGGCAAAGUAUUAUGCGGUUUUGAAUGGGGUAGAUCUUCAGACAUCACAGACGAAAGGCAGAGCAAACUUGAUGCAACUGUUGAUCACAUCUUUGCGAAUUACGCUACAGAGCAUACCGAUUGUGAUCCCGACUUGUUGCUAGAUGGAAAUCGAAUAGCAGUCCGCCAGUCCCUGUGCAGCUUUUUCAGGCGACUUUCGAAACAAAGCUACAUUAUGUCGCCUAGCUUUGAGCUAGACCAUGAAGGAGGCCAGUGGCGUUGCAAGAACCUUAUCCGCAUUCAGAACACCUCACCGCAUGAUCUUCGAGCGCGUGCAGCGGAUGUACCGCUCAAUGACGCAUGGUACGACUUAUUCUUCCACAACUGCCAACUCUUCAUCAUGCAGCUGUUGUGCGAGCAGUAUGAUGCCGAUUUCAGGCAGCUGCCCCUCGCAGUAGGAUCGGUUGUUGCUGCCCCGACAUUGUUCGCGCUUGAAGUUGGGUUUAUCACAACUUUUCGAUUUCUUUUGCGUUGGCAACCUGCUAUGGCGAUGCUUAUUGGUGUAUUGUGGGUUGCAGCAGAAGUGUAUCUCACUUUGAGGUACGUGCACUCCUACGAUGUGCGUCCCACGAGUGGGAUCGUUAUCGGCAGCAUCGGUACGAUGUUUGUUUGGGUUGGAGCCGUGUUCAACAGGACCCUUCACAACGAUGACACCGAUAUUGCCGACUCGCUUCCGGUGCUCAGCCUCAUAUGGGAUUUGUGCAUGAUCUUGGAGGCAUUGGCCACCAACAUGAUCUAUCGUGAUCGCAGUCUGCAAGUGCUUAAUCUCGUGUUGAUUGUUCUGACAGCUGCUGGCGUUGCUGGUUUGCAGUUGCUCAUCGGAUGGCCUGUGCAGGACCUCUUCGGCGGAGUUGUGGUGGUGAUGGCGCUUUGCUAUUCGGUUCUUUUCGGCUCCUAG